Molecule: messenger RNA, 390 nt
Organism: Didymodactylos carnosus
Lineage: Eukaryota; Metazoa; Rotifera; Eurotatoria; Philodinida; Philodinidae
Source: the annotation of a GenBank genome assembly
AUGUUUCUCAGUAACGAAGUUCAGAGCUUGCUAAGUACUACGCAUGCACCUGUUGUCGAUUGUAUAUUACGAACAUUGUUAAAAGAUGAUGAGUUUAAUGGUGUAAAAUUGCGAAAAGGUGAUUCAGUAUUGAUUGCAUUUUACGAUGUUCAUAUGGAUGAACGAUAUUGGAAUGUAAAUCCACAUGAAUUUCGACCUGAACGAUUUUUGAAUGAAGAUAAAAAUCAUAAUCCGUAUGCAUUAGGAACAUUUGGCGGUGGCUAUCGAGCGUGCGCUGGACAAGAUCUGGCAAGAUUAGAAUUGAAAACGAUAAUUACUCGGCUCAUGCAGUAUGUAACAUUUGUUGAUGGGGGAGAAGAGAAAAUUGUGGCGGGAAAAUACAGUGUCUAA